Molecule: messenger RNA, 240 nt
Organism: Adineta ricciae
Lineage: Eukaryota; Metazoa; Rotifera; Eurotatoria; Adinetida; Adinetidae
Source: the annotation of a GenBank genome assembly
AUGAACGAAAAAGCAUUGGAAAAUGAUCAAUUUGGAGUUCUCCAAAAUUGUAUCAAUGAUCGACUUCAAGAUCCACCUCAACUUCAUGGGCCAACCAUUGAAAUUCUUAGAAUUGGAGAAGAAGCUGGAGAUAUCGUCCUAUCAUCUGCAGGUAAAUAUUCUUUAAUCAAUGUUGCAACGAGACGUUCCGAUACAAUACAAUAUCUAGGAAGGGCAAGUGUUCAGUGUAGUCGUGCCUAA